Molecule: messenger RNA, 134 nt
Organism: Rotaria socialis
Lineage: Eukaryota; Metazoa; Rotifera; Eurotatoria; Philodinida; Philodinidae
Source: the annotation of a GenBank genome assembly
AUGACACGAACCCUUUCAGGUAUUUCAUAUGUAUAUGAUGAGCCCUACAAGCCAACAAAAGAUGAAUCGAAAUGGUGCGAAUCGCUUGAGAAUGUUCCCUCGUAAGUGGUGUAUUAUCUUCUACUCGUGCACUC